AUGAAUCUUUUACAAAGCUCAUAAUUAAUUAUUCUAUACUUCACUAAUUAUAAAAAGAAUUACUUCAUAUGUAAAAAUUUCAUAAUCAAAUUCAUCUAAUAAGAGUUGAUUCUAAUCAUUAUUUUUUAAUUGAUANUUGAUAAUAAAAUACCUGAAUAAUGGUUAGCAUUAUCUUAUUUAACAACUAAAUCCUUAGGUUCAUUUGUAACAGAUUUAAAAUAAAGAAUUGAAUUUAUUAAUUAAUGGAUUAUAUAAGGAUAACCUAUAGUCUUUUGGUUGGGUGGAUUAUAUUUUAUAUAAGGUUUUUUAACUGCAAUAUUAUAAUAAUAUUCAAGAAAAUCUAAAAUUCCUAUUGAUUAAUUAAGAUUUGAUUUUAAAUUUCAUCAAGAGGCUCCUUUAGAAGUUGGAACUGAAAUUUAUGCAAAUGGAAUAUCAAUUGAUGGAGCAUCUUUUGAUUUCUAAGAAUUUACUUUAACAGAACCUUCAAGUAGCAUUUUAUUUUAUCCAUGUCCUAUUAUAUAAUUUUGUCCAACUUAAGAAAUUGUUAAAACUUACAAGUAUUAUUCAUGUCCACUUUAUAAUACUUCUUAAAGAAAAGGAGUAUUAACAUCAAAUGGAUUAUCAGUGAAUUUUAUAUGUAAAAUUAAAGUACCAAUUAAUAAUAAUAAAGAACAUUGGUCUAAAAGAGGAGUGGCUUUAAUUAUUUAAGCUAAUUGA
Molecule: messenger RNA, 717 nt
Organism: Paramecium sonneborni
Lineage: Eukaryota; Ciliophora; Oligohymenophorea; Peniculida; Parameciidae
Source: the annotation of a GenBank genome assembly